CCAAAUCAAAGUGGAUUGUAUCACAGUAAACACAACUCCAGUAAAAGCUGUGAUCGAUGACCAUGUCCAGCAUUUGUUUGAUGCCUUGCUGAACUCCCUCCGCAAGUCUAUUACCAAUGACAUUGGGCAGAUUGAUGGCUUUGUCACCAGUGCCACCGAUACACUCUCCCAGAGACCUCAGACAGUGGAGGAGAUUGGGCAGGCUAAUUCCAAGCAUGCAGAGUUUAUUGUCACCAAGAAGGAGGUAAAACCAUUGUUUGAGAAAGCUGAGAGCAAGAACAAGUUACUCCGUUCUGUGGCUGGUGCAGGUGUGGACUCUCUCACCCAGUUACAGAGCAGGUGGGACAAGUUUGAGAUCAUGAUGGAGUCUCAUCAGCUCAUGGUCAAAGAACAGGUGGAUGUGAUGAAGAGUAAUGUUCAGGGGCGGGUGAAAGCCUUCCAACAGGAAGUGGAGAAGUUCUCUGCCAGGUGGCACCAGCUGAAACCUGGCGAUGAUGCUCUGGAGGGAGAUGAAGCCACCUGCAAGAAAGCGGUGGCCAUCAUUAAAGAGAAGCGUCAGGAGUACCAGGAGCUAGAGGAGACCAUGAAUAAACUUAUCUCUGACUGCAACCACUUUGAUCUGGAAAAUCCAGACUUUAGCACCAUGACAGAGUUGAAGGAGGACAUGACGCGUUAUGAACACAUGUGGUCACUUUACGAGGAGUUCAACAACGAUUUACACAACCUGGCAAAGGAGGACUGGAUCUCAUUCAGGUCAAGGUCAUAUCUAUUUGAGGAGUUCCUGGUUGGUUGGUACGAGAAGUUGAAGACAAGGGACACUACCACAAUGACUGUCAAAAUUCAGAAGGACAUUGAGACAUACAAGAAUGUUCUGCCCGUGCUAAAGUGGGUGCGAGGUGAGCCACUGUCACAAGAUCACUGGUUGGAAAUGUUCCGUCUGCUGCAAAUGCCAAGGGGGACAACUUUAGAGAAGCUCACUUUUGGCCAGAUUUUGGCUGCCAGUGGACACAUCAUCAAGAAUGCGGAUGCCAUCAAGGAACUGAAUCACAGAGCCCAGGGGGAGGUAACCAUCCGAGAAGCCAUCAGAGAGUUGGAUUUGUGGGGUGCAGGUGCUGUAUUUGCUCUAACGGAGUAUGAGGACAGCAAGAAAACUAAAAUGAACAUCAUCAAAGACUGGAAGGACCUUGUCAGUCAGGUUGGUGACAACAAGUGCCUUCUGCAGUCCCUGAAGGACUCUCCCUACUACAAGAGUUUUGAGGACAAAGCCAGCGUGUGGGAGCAGCGGCUUGCAGACCUGGAUGAGUAUUUGCAUAACCUCAACCAGAUUCAGCGCAAGUGGGUUUACCUAGAGCCUAUCUUUGGCCAUGGUGCUCUGCCCAAGGAGCAAAGUCGCUUUAAACGUGUGGAUGAUGAUUUCAGAUCCAUUAUGAGAGAUGUGAGCAGAGAUAACAGGGUGCUAUCCCUGGCCAGCCAGUCUGGGCUGAGAAAUUUGCUGAUGACCAUGCUUGACCAACUACAGAGAUGUCAGAAGUCACUCAAUGAAUUCCUAGAGGAAAAGCGCUCUCAGUUCCCUCGGUUCUACUUCAUUGGAGAUGAUGACCUCCUUGAGAUCCUUGGCCAGGCUACAAACCCCACCGUUAUCCAGUCCCACUUGAAGAAGCUGUUUGCUGGCAUCCACUCGGUGGAGUUUGAUGAUGAUUGUAGCCAUAUUGUAGCCAUGAAGUCUCAGGAUGGGGAAGUUGUGUCCUUGAAGAGGAAAGUCAAAAUCACACCAGAUGUCGAGAUCUGGCUGGGAAAACUGGCUGAGGAGAUGAAGGAUACACUGAAAGAGCUGCUAACUGUGUGUUUGAAGGAAGCCAGAUCAAGCCAUGCGGGUCUGGACCCCAGCAAGUACCCAUCCCAGAUCUUGUGUUUGGCUGAGUACAUAAAAUUUACAGAGAACUGCGAAGAAGCCAUUCAGAAGAAUGGGCUGAGAGAUUUGCUGAAGGAGACAGAAACUCAGUUGGAGACAUACACAAGUGUGGAUCUGCGAGGCACAGACCAGAGCUCUGAAUCUUCAGCGCUGCAACUGAAACUGAAGGCUUUGAUCCUGGACACAAUCCACAACAUGGGUGUUCUUCAUGAGCUGAUCGAGGCAAGUGUCAGGUCUGUACAGGAAUGGCAAUGGCAGAAACAACUCAGAUACUACACACGCAAGGACGGACUGAGUGUCAUUAGGAUGGUGGAUGCAGAGUUUGAGUACACCUUUGAAUACCAGGGCAAUGCUGCUAAACUUGUGCACACACCACUGACAGACAAGUGCUACCUGACUCUGACACAAGGUAUGCACAUGGGUCUUGGAGGCAACCCUUAUGGUCCAGCAGGAACUGGAAAAACAGAGUCGGUGAAGGCUCUUGGGGGAUUGUUUGGAAGGCAGGUGUUGGUGUUCAAUUGUGAUGAGGGCAUAGAUGUGAAGUCUAUGGGGAGAAUCUUCAUCGGUCUGGUCAAGUGUGGAGCCUGGGGCUGUUUCGAUGAGUUCAACCGUCUGGAGGAAGCUGUCCUGUCUGCGGUGUCCAUGCAGAUCCAGCUGAUCCAAGAUGCCAUCAAGAAUAGAACUCAUUCUGUGGAGCUCCUGGAAAAACAUGUGAACAUUGACCAUAACUCGGGGAUUUUCAUCACCAUGAACCCUGCUGGUAAAGGUUACGGAGGUCGUCAGAAACUCCCAGACAACCUAAAGCAGCUCUUCAGGCCUGUUGCCAUGUCUAAGCCGGACAAUGACCUCAUUGCUGAGGUCAUCCUUUUCUCAGAAGGCUUCAAACAGGCGAAAAAUUUGGGCCGCAAACUUGUCAGCAUUUUCAACCUGUCAAAGGAGCUGCUGACCACACAGCAGCACUACGACUGGGGACUCAGAGCUCUGAAGACGGUAGUCAGUGGUUGUGGUCACUUGCUGCAGAAUGCACGACGGACUGGACAAGGCAACAAGAUGGACAGUGCUCUGGAGGCUAAACUGGUUGUGCAGGCCCUGAGAAUCAAUACCUUGUCCAAACUGACCUUCUCGGACGGCUUCAGGUUUGAUUCCUUGGUCAAGGAUGUCUUUCCAGGGAUUGAGUUCAAGGACAUUGAAUACGAGACCCUGGGGACAGCAUUCAGAGAAGUGUGUGCCGAACAUAACCUCAUUGUUAACGAGAAACAGGUGAAGAAAGCCCUAGAGCUGUAUGAGCAGCUUCGACAAAGAAUGGGUGUAGUUAUCGUGGGACCAAGUGGGUCUGGAAAGACAACCCUCUGGAAGAUUCUGCGUCUGGCAAUGAUCAAGCUCGGCAGAGAGGUCAAGCAGUAUGUGAUGAACCCCAAAGCAAUGCCAAGGACACAGCUCCUUGGCCAUAUUGACAUGGACACAAGAGAGUGGACAGACGGAGUACUCACCUACAGCGCAAGACAAGUGGUCAGGGAGCCUUUAGAGGUACAAUCUUGGAUAGUGUGUGAUGGUGACAUUGACCCAGAAUGGAUUGAGUCCUUGAACUCUGUCCUUGAUGACAACCGUCUGCUGACCAUGCCAUCCGGGGAGAGAAUCCAGUUUGGUUCAAAUGUGAAUUUUAUAUUUGAGACCCACGAUCUGAGCUCGGCUUCCCCGGCCACCAUCUCUCGUAUGGGCAUGAUUUUCUUGAGCGAUGAAGAUGUUGACGUCAAGGCUCUGGUCUCUUCCUGGCUGAAGUCUCAACCUGAGAGUGAGCAGCACUUGUUGUCCGGCUGGGUGGAGGAUUACUUCUAUCGCGGACUGCAGUGGGUGCUAAAACAGAAUGACUGGGUUGUGGAGACAAGUCUUGUGGGUACUGUGCUCAAUGGUCUCUCCCAUCUGCACCACAUCAGCAACAAGGCCCAUUUCGCUGUCAGUUUAAUCCGUGGUUUGGGUGGAAACCUCAGUGAAGGAUCUAGGGAGGUGUUUGCCAAGGAGGUUUUCUCUUGGACGAAUGAGAUGCCACCUGACCAGCGACGCCCACUGGACACCUACUUUGAUUCUACACUUGGCAGACUGAUGCAGUACAACACUGAGCCAGGCACAGAGCUGAACGCAGAGAGCUUCCUGUCGUCCAUGUCUCUACCAGUCGUCCCUACGGGAGAUGUUCAGAGAGCUCUAGAUUACUUCCUGCCAUGGUUGAACAGUGAUCACAGACAACCUUUUAUCAUCUGUGGGCCUGAAGGAUGUGGCAAAGGACUUCUCCUGCGCCACAGCUUUGAGCGACUAAGAUCUACUCAGUUGGCGAUGGUUCACUGCAGUGCACAGACCAGUCCUGCCCACAUCCUUCAGAAGCUGAGCCAGAUGUGUAUGGUCAUCUCCACCAACACUGGACGUAUGUACAGACCCAAGGACUGCGAGCGUCUCAUCCUUUACCUUAAGGACAUCAACCUGCCCAGGCCUGACAAGUGGGGUACCUGUCAGAUGAUCGCAUUCUUGCAACAGGUUGUGACCUACAAUGGGUUCUACGACUCCAACCUGGAGUGGGUGGGUCUGGAAGGGGUCCAGAUAGUAGCCAGCAUGACCGCUGGCUCAACACUGGGCAGACACAAGCUGACGACUCGGUUUACCUCUGUGGUUCGCAUCUGCAAUGUUGGCUACCCAGACCGUGAGCAGCUGCAGGUGAUCUAUUCUGCCUACCUGAAGCCCAUCCUGCACAGGCAUCUGGCCACACACACAAUCUGGGGCAGCUCUUCCAAAGUCCACGCCCUGGCCGGCAGUAUGAUCCAGCUGUAUGAACAGUUGAGAUCCAGAUUCACUGUUGAUGACUACAACCAUUACCUGUUCACGCCACGUGACCUCACCAGCUGGGCAAUGAGUUUCCUCCGCUACGACCUCGGUGGCAGUUCAAGAGAUUCUGCUGACACAGUUUUAGAAAUCUGGGCUUAUGAAGCACAUAGGCUGUUCAGGGACAAAAUUGUGGGCUUGGACAAUCGCAGCAAGUUCGACAACAUGCUCCAGUCCGUCCUUCGUUCUGACUGGUCAGAGGAUGUUCUGAACAACCUCAACAAUGCUUAUUAUGUGACCUGGGGAGCCAGAGCAGAAUCGGGAGCUUCUGGAAUCGGAGCUGGUGCACCUCUUCCACCAUUUGGAAAACCUCUGGGCAAACUCUCAGAGGAUGAUCUGAAAGCUGUGAUUGAGAAGGGCAUCAGGAUCUACAGUCGUGAGAAUAGGGAGUUGGACAUUCUGAUUUUCCGUGAGGUUUUUGACAACAUGGCCAGGGUGGACAGAGUGCUGACCAAGCCAGGUGGUUCCCUGCUGAUGGCUGGUCGCAGUGGGGUGGGUCGCAGAACUGCUGUCAGUGUUGUAGCUAACAUGCAUCUGAUGAAGGUGUUUUCUCCUAAAGUGUCUCGCAGUUAUGGAGUCAAGCAGUUUAGAAUGGAUCUUAAAAAUGUGAUGCAGACGGCAGGGAUAGAUGGUGAACAGGUAGUUCUCUUGCUGGAAGACCACCAGUUGGUGGAGCCUCAAUUCCUGGAGCUGAUCAACAGCCUGCUCUCAGCAGGAGAGGUCCCUGGUCUUUACACACAGGAAGAGUUAGAGCCCUUGCUGGCUCCACUUCGAGACUUAGCCUCAGAAGUUGGUUUUAGAGGCACAUUGAUCAGCUUCUUUGCUUCCCGAGUGUUGAACAACCUGCACAUUGUGCUGCUGAUGGACUGUCUCAGCAGCAGUUUCACUGUCAACUGUGACAGCAACCCAGCCCUGUACAAGCAGUGCUGCGUGCAGUGGAUGGAGAACUGGAGCAGGGACAGCAUGCUGAAGGUGCCAAAAAUGAUGUUAACUCGGCCACCUAAACAAGAAGGGGGCACCAUCGGUGAGCAGAAAGCCCACAAGAAAAAGUUGUCUGGAGGCGAGGACAUGCUCAAGUGUUUCCUGCACAUCCAUGAGUCCUGCAAUGCCAGCCCCCGGCGCUACAUCAUGUUCUUGAACACCUACAUGUCUGUCUACGAGAAGAAGAAGAGCAGCAUUCUGGAGAAGCAGAACCACCUGCAAACUGGUGUGUCUAAACUGAACGAUGCCAAGUUGCUGGUGGAUGACCUGAAGAAGAAAGCUGGAGAGCAGAGUGUACAACUGGCAGAGAAACAAUCAGAAGCUGAUGCCGCCCUCAGAGAGAUCACUAUGGCCAUGCAGAAUGCAGGAGACCAGAAAGUUGAGAUGGAGGAGCUGAAAAGGAAGGCUGCAGAGGAGAACAGAAUCUUAGAAAAAAGGAAGGCAGCCAUCGACCAAGAGAUGGCUCAGGUGGAGCCACUGGUGCAGGAAGCACGUAAAGCUGUGGGCAGCAUCAAAACAGAAGCUCUGUCGGAGAUCAGAGCACUUCGGGCACCUCCUGAUGUCAUCAGAGAUAUUCUGGAGGGUGUUCUGUGUCUGAUGGGUAUCUUUGAUACUUCUUGGGUCAGCAUGAAGAGUUUCCUAGCCAAGAGAGGAGUCAAGGAAGAGAUACAGACUUUUGAUGCAAGAAAGAUUACCCCAGAGAUUAGAAAAAAUGCGGAGGAGUUACUGAGACGAAACAGAGAUUCAUUUGAUCCAAAGAAUGCAAAGAGAGCGUCGCAGGCAGCGGAGCCGCUGGCAGCCUGGGUGAGGGCCAAUGUGCAGUACUCUUAUGUCCUGGAGAAGGUGGAGCCUCUGGAGCAGGAGCAGAAUGAGCUGAGAAGCCAGGCUGUUGGGGAGGUUGACCGUAAAGUGGCUUCCCUGAGAACCAGGUUCGAAACUCUCACCAAAGAAGCUGCAGAACUGAAGAUCAAACUGGACAAGGAGAAUGAGACCAUAGAGGCUGCUGAAACAUUGGUGUCCAAGUUGGAGGGAGAGUACCGCCGCUGGAAUCAACAGGUGGGUGAACUCUCAUCAGAGCUUGAAGUGUUGCCCAGGAGAGCUCUGCUAGCUGCGGCGUUCAUCACUUAUCUUUCUGCUGCUCCUGAAGAUGAAAGGCGGGAGUUCCUGCGACAGUGGCAGAGUGUUGUAGGAGUGGAUAAGUUCGACCUCCGACAGUUCCUGUCUACAGAAAGUGAACAGCUCAUCUGGAAGAGUGAGGGGUUACCAUCAGAUGACCUGUCUAUGGAGAAUGCAUUAGUCAUUUUACAGAGUUCACAGCGGCCAUUUUUGGUUGAUCCAUCUUCAAGAGCGACAGAAUGGCUGAAAGUUCACCUCAAGCAGAACCGACUGGAAGUCAUCAACCAGCAGGAUGCAAACUUCAGCACUGCCUUAGAGCUGGCUGUCAGGUUUGGCAAGACGUUAAUCAUACAAGACGUGGAUGGAGUCGAACCUAUUCUGUACCCACUGCUCCGAGGAGAUCUCACCGCCCAAGGGCCCAGGUAUGUGGUGCAAGUUGGCGACAAGGUCAUCGACUACAAUGAAGAGUUCCGGCUGUUCCUGGCCACCAGAAACCCCAAUCCUGAAAUUCCUCCUGAUGCAUCAUCCAUUAUUACAAAGAUCAACUUUACAACAACCAGGGCUGGCUUGACCGGACAGCUGCUGGCAAGCACCUUGCAGCAUGAGAAGCCAGAGUUGGAGGAGAGGAAGACUGAACUGUUGAGGCAGGAGGAGGAGCUGAAAAUACAACUGGCCAAGUUGGAAUCCACUCUACUGGAGGAACUGGCCAGUGCCAAGGGAAACAUCCUAGAGAACAAGGAGCUGCUGGACUCACUGAACAAGACUAAAGCCAGCAGCAUCACAAUCACAGACUCGCUGACAGAAUCCGUCCGACUGCAAGCCUCCUUGGACCAGGAGCGCAACACCUACCUGCCUCUGGCCGAGAGCGGAAGCUGCCUGUUUUUUGUCAUCUCAGACCUGGCCAAGAUCAACAACAUGUACAGGUUCUCCUUGGCCUCCUUCCUCCGGUUGUUUCAGAGAGCACUACAGGCCAAACAUGAUGGCAGUGGGACUGAGCUGAGAAUCAAGACUUUGAACAGCAAGCUUCUGAUGCUGGUCUACCAGUACGUGUGCCGCUCCCUGUUUAAGGCCGAUCGCAUGAUGUUUGCCAUGCACUUGGUCCAUGGCUACAGACCAGAAAUCUUUGAGGAAAAUGAGUGGGAAGCCUUUACUGGCAUGCUGGUGGCAGACGUCAAAGGUGAUGGGGCCAAGACUCCAGCCUGGGUGGAUCAGGAGAGGCAGUCUGCAUUCACGGCUUUCAAGGCAAACUUUCCGAGACUGUGUCAGAGCUUGGAUCUGGAAGAUUCCGGUCUGUGGUCAAACUUCUCACGCAGCAGUCAGUGUGAGCUGGAGUUCCCAUCAUCCAUAGAGAAGAGGAUAUCCUUGUUUCAACAAGUACUGGUGGUUCAGACCUUCAGACCUGACCGACUUCUGAGUGCCAUGAGUGUGUUUGCCUGCCGGGCUCUCGGCAUGAAAGAACUCUCACCUCCAUCGGUCACUCUGAAAAAGCUCCACCUGGAGUCCAUCCCGACAGAACCCAUACUGGUCAUCAUCUCCGCCGGAGCCGACCCUUCACAGGAGCUGCAGGAAAUGGCAGCAGAAGUUGUUGGCAUUGAGAGAUACCAUCAGGUGGCCAUGGGCCAGGGACAAGCAGACGUGGCUCUGAAGCUGCUCCGAGAGUGCUCCAAGAAUGGAGAUUGGCUGUGUCUGAAGAAUCUGCACCUGGUCACAACAUGGCUUCCUGUUUUAGAGAAGGAAAUCAAUAUCAUGACUCCACACAACGAUUUCCGCCUGUGGCUGACAUCAGAAGUACAUCCAAAGUUCCCGACCAUCUUGCUUCAGUCGAGUCUCAAGGUCACCUAUGAGUCACCACCUGGCAUCAAACGCAAUCUCAUGAGAACUUACGAGAGCUGGACACCAGAAUAUGUCGCCCGUGGAGGUGAUGUGUCAAGGUCACAAGCCCUGUUUGCCUUGGCCUGGUUCCAUGCAGUUGUCCAGGAGCGCAGAAUGUACAUUCCCCAAGGCUGGACUAAAUUCUAUGAGUUCUCAACAUCAGAUCUCCGAGCUGGAGCAGACAUCAUUGAUAGGCUUUGUAAAGCAGGCCAGGACUCUAUACGGUGGAAAUUCAUACAUGGUCUGUUUGAGUUUGCCAUCUACGGAGGCCGAGUGGACAACCCGUUUGACAUGAGAGUUAUGGUGUCAUACCUGCAGCAGUUUUUCAGCGCCUCAGUCAUUUCCCAGCAAGGCAAGAACAAGAGGCUAGGUCCUUGUAAGCUGCCGGUGUCGACCAAUAUCAGGGACUACAUGGACGUGAUAGAGGGCCUGCCAGAGUUUGACAAACCUUCUUACUUUGGGUUGCCAGAGAACAUUGAAAGGUCAACCCAGAGAAUCACCAGCAUGCAGGUGGUGACGCAGCUGCGUGUGCUCCAGAGGUUAGACUCCAAGGCUGUCAAGUUUGACAAGGAGGUUUGGGCAACUGAGCUUGGACCAAUACUGAGCUUGUGGAAGAAACUCAACCAGGGCCACAACUUGAUUCAGUCAAAAGUAUCGCCUCCAUCAGAGAAGGACAGCCACAACUCUCCGGUGCUGACCUUCAUCUUGUUGGAACGCUACAACUCUGUCAAGCUGGUCCAGUCAGUCCAUGCUUCUCUGGCCGCCCUCAGCAAGGUUAUCAGGGGCACACAACUCCUGACAACAGAUGUACAGAAUCUGGCGGCUGCUCUACUCAACCAGGAG
Messenger RNA from Candidula unifasciata, 9592 nucleotides. Lineage: Eukaryota; Metazoa; Mollusca; Gastropoda; Stylommatophora; Geomitridae. The record is from the annotation of a GenBank genome assembly.